AAAAAAAAAAAGAAAAGAUAAAGGAGAAAUUUUUUUCAUGGCAUCCACGGAGAUGUCAGAAUUAUCGAGAGGGGAGUCCGUAAAAUGGAUUCUUGAGAAAAUAGAUAUUGAUAGCAUGUCGGAGGUACCGAUUUUGGGAGAAGGGCAAGCAGGACCCGCUUCGAAAGAGGGAUAUUUGAAGAGAAAAACUAGCAGCAUAAUGAAGAGGAACCGGGUUCAAGAUUCGGGUCCUAAAAUGGGUAGGACCGAAUCCACUGCGGCCAAGGGUUUGAUGAGCCUCCGGUUUCUCGAUCGAACGAGGACCGGGAAAGAAGAGGAUGCUUGGAAGGCGAUCGAGAAGCGGUUCAAUCAGAAUUCCGUUGACGGAAUGUUGUUUAAGGACAAAUUUGGGGUCUGCAUUGGGAUGGGAGACAGCAAAGAAUUUGCCGGGGAGUUGUUCGAGGCUUUGGCGAGACGAAGGAAUAUCGUGGCGGAAAACGGGAUAAAUAUCGAACAAGUUAGGGAAUUUUGGGAAGACAUGACUAACAAUGACUUGGAUACUAGGCUUCAGAUUUUCUUUGACAUGUGUGACAAGAAUGGUGAUGGGCAGUUAUCAGAAGAUGAGGUUAAUCAGGUUUUAGUAAUGAGUGCCUCAGCAAACAAGCUGUCCAAAUUCAAGCAAGAAGCUUCAACAUAUGCUUCUUUAAUCAUGGAAGAGCUUGAUCCUGAUCAUCAAGGAUACAUAGAGAUGUGGCAACUCGAAACACUGUUGAGAGGAAUGGUGACCUCGAACGAAGGCAAAAAGCCGUCGGAAAAAACCGGAACACUCGCAAGAACCAUGAUCCCUAAGGAAUACAGAACCCCAAUCAGCAAAUUCUUCUCCAAAAACACCGAAAGAUUCUACGAGAAUCGUAGGAGAAUCUUUGUCCUCGUUUUUUGGACGUUCGUAACACUCUCCCUAUUUUCUUGGAAGUUCUACCAAUACAAGCAACGGGCCGCUUUUCGAGUCAUGGGAUAUUGUCUCUGCUUCGCCAAAGCCGCAGCCGAAACUAUAAAAUUCAACAUGGCCCUUAUUCUAUUACCCGUCUGCCGAAGAACCCUUACAAAGCUUCGAGAAACUUUCCUCGGGAUGAUUAUACCCUUCGACGACAACAUUAAUUUCCACAAGCUCAUCGCCAUCGAGAUUCUACUAGGGACAGCUGUCCACAUAAUCAUGCACAUGAGCUGCAAUAUCGUGAGACUCACAACGUGCCCGAAGGACCAGUUCGACGCUAUUUUCGGACCGGCUUUUCAUUACAAGCAGCCGACUUACUUGGGUGUGGUGGGGACCACCGUCGGAGUUACCGGUGUUUUAAUGACUAUUUUAAUGAUUUUCUCGUUCACACUCGCGACGCAUUCGUUUAGGAGGAACGUGGUUAAAUUGCCGUGGCCGUUUCACCAUUUGGCCGGGUUUAAUUCGUUUUGGUACGCUCAUCAUUUAUUGGCUAUUGUUUAUGUGCUCUUGAUCAUACAUGGCUACUUCAUAUACCUCACUCGAGAAUGGUACAAAAAAACGACGUGGAUGUACAUUGCGGUACCGGUGCUGGCCUACACGAGUGAGAGAAUACUUACGCUUUACGAUCGUAACUACAAAGUUGACAUUAUUAAGGCUGUUAUAUACACGGGGAACGUGUUAGCGCUGUACAUGAGUAAGCCGCCGGGAUUCAAGUACAAGAGUGGGAUGUACCUUUUCGUCAAGUGUCCCGAUAUUUCAAGUUUCGAGUGGCAUCCGUUUUCCAUCACUUCUGCACCAGACGACGAUUAUCUAAGUGUUCAUAUACGUACAUUGGGCGACUGGACUACAGAGCUUCGAACCCAAUUCGCAAAGGCAUGUGAACCUCAAUGCACACAACCAAGAAGGGGAAAUCUAGUGAGAAUGGAAACCAAGGCAUAUUCGGACACUCGACAAGAGUUCCCGAGUAUCUUGAUUAAAGGGCCAUACGGAGCGCCAGCUCAGAAUUACAAGAAAUACGACAUUCUCUUGCUCGUCGGAUUGGGAAUUGGUGCCACGCCAUUUAUUAGCAUUAUUAAAGACAUAGUGAACAACGAGUCUGUGCUAACGGAUGAUCUAGGUGGCGAUAAGAAAGGUCCGGAAAGAGCGUAUUUCUAUUGGGUGACGAGGGAACAAGGAUCUUUCGAUUGGUUUAAAGGGGUUAUGGACGACAUUGCAGAAUACGAUCAUAACCAUAUUAUAGAAAUGCACAACUAUUUGACAAGUGUGUACGAGGAGGGAGAUGCCAGGUCAGCCCUAAUAGCAAUGGUGCAGUCACUGCAACACGCGAAAAACGGGGUGGACGUUGUCUCGGAAAGUAGGAUACGGACACAUUUCGCACGGCCCAAUUGGAGGAAAGUUUUCGGCCAUUUAGCGAGCGUACAUCCUUCGACUCGGAUCGGUGUUUUCUACUGUGGAAGUCCGACGUUAACGAAACCGCUAAAAAGGCUGUGUCAGGAGUUCACGAUGAACACGUCUACACGGUUCCAGUUUCACAAGGAAAACUUCUAGAAGAAUGCAUUG
Erythranthe guttata (spotted monkey flower) is the source of this 2533-nucleotide messenger RNA. The record is from RefSeq and is a predicted model, not a curated record. Lineage: Eukaryota; Viridiplantae; Streptophyta; Magnoliopsida; Lamiales; Phrymaceae.